Molecule: messenger RNA, 900 nt
Organism: Hermetia illucens (black soldier fly)
Lineage: Eukaryota; Metazoa; Arthropoda; Insecta; Diptera; Stratiomyidae
Product: alcohol dehydrogenase 1-like
Exons: 4
Coding region: 70-849 (259 amino acids)
Cellular component (GO): cytoplasm
Molecular function (GO): alcohol dehydrogenase (NAD+) activity
Source: RefSeq, a predicted model, not a curated record
AGAUUUUAAAAACUUUCAGUUGUUCUGCGAUUUUCUGAAGAUACAGUCGGGAGUUCGGAAUCAAGAAAAAUGGCUUUGAAUCUUGCCGGUUUAAGGGUCGCUAUCUGUGGAGGAUUGGGUGGAAUUGGACGAGAAAUCUGUAAAGGGUUGCUUGAGAAAAACGUUGCGCGUUUAGCUGUCCUAGAUUUGAAAGAAGAUGCAGAUGCCUUAAAAAAAUGGAAAAGUGAACAUCCAAAACAAGGCAUGUUUUUUGGAAACAUUGAUGUCACCAAAAGAGCUGAUGUUGAGAAGUCUGUUGGAGAAGCGAAGAAGGAACUCGGAGGACUUGAUAUGUUUAUAAACUGCAGUGGCAUACUAAAGGAUAAUGACCCUGAUUUGACGAUACAAGUUAAUUUGCUUGGAACAAUAUACACCACCCUCACAGCAGUGAAUUUAAUGGGCAAACAGAAAGGUCAAAAUGGAGGAACAAUUGUCAACGUGGCUUCAGUUUUAGGGCUGCAGCCUUGUCAUCAGUUUGGCAUUUAUUCAGCAUCUAAACAUGGCUGCGUUGGUUUCACCAGAUCUCUUUCUCAUGAAUUCCAUUUCAACAAGACAGGAAUCCGAUUCCUAACAAUUUGCCCAGGAAUUACUGUGACCAAUAUCAUUGCGGAUACUAAGGAUUUAGGAACUUUUGACUAUCUUGCGGACGAAGCAGUUCGUUUCACACAGGCAAAAACCCAACAGGCCGACAUUUGUGGAAAAAAUAUUAUCAAAGCUUUGGAGACAGGUAAAAAUGGAUCUGUUUGGAUUUGUGAUUUGGGAACCUUAAAGGAAGCUAAUAUACCUGUUUACUGGGAAGCUCAGUACUAAAAAUUGGCAACAGAACGAUUAUUUCGACGAAUAAAAGUGUAAGAUUUUAAA